This is a messenger RNA of Dermacentor silvarum, 673 nucleotides long. RefSeq lists its product as uncharacterized. Bases 271 to 669 code for a protein of 132 amino acids. Gene Ontology annotation, molecular function: ribonuclease III activity. The record is from RefSeq and is a predicted model, not a curated record. Gene Ontology annotation, biological process: RNA processing. NCBI's taxonomy places the organism in Eukaryota, Metazoa, Arthropoda, Arachnida, Ixodida, Ixodidae. The transcript is spliced from 4 exons.
ACUCGCCCGGCCUCGCUUGCACUGUGUGUGCCAACGUGGGGGUGUCGCAACAGGAAACGCUCGGUCGUCGUCGGUGCUGGGAGAACUGCAAAAGCCUUUCUUUCGAACUGGCGAAGGCUUGCUUGUGAUUCGCGUCUGACAGGACCUAAUAAGUUGUUCUCGCUCCAACUACACGCAGGUAUACCGUGUAGCGUUGUGGCCACUACUGAGUGCUCUCGUCAAGCCUGUCAGUGCGAACUCAUCUUGAGACUUUGAAGCCACCACGAAGACAUGGCGGCGCCUUCCGGGAACUUGAUCCUGGUGGUGCUCUUCUCUGUCUCUUGUGGACUUGCUGCCGGACAGCAGGGGGGCCGAAAUGCAGCGGCACCGUUCGCCGUCAAUGGGGGCAGCAACACCGCACCGCAGGGUUUGUCUGGCGGUGGUGGCGCCGCAGUGGGUAUGGAGCACCUUCAGGUGGCGCCGGACCUGAAGCAGGCGCUGUCGCUGCGCGUGCCCCAGGAAUUCGUGCGCGACCACCUGGGAGACUACCACUUCCAAAACGCCAACAUACUCCUCAAGGCGCUGCUGCAUCCGACUUUCAAGACGCGCGACCGCAAGAACCGCCACGACUCCUUCGAGCCACUCGACUACAUCGGAUCGUUCGUCAUGGAUUACAUCGUGUCUAGGUGAGCGC